AUGGUUUCAAUAGGAAGUGCUCGAGUGCAGCUUAGCCCGCUUUACAGAGGACACGGUCUGGGAAAGGCCACUGCCUCCAGCUGGUUUUGCAACAUAUAUUUGAGGCCCGCCCCCAAAACUAAAUUGGAAGCGGCAAGCAAACGCGCGGUGACUCAACACAGUCAGGUGCCGGCUCCUGAACGGAUUCGAGGGUGGGAAGAAUGUGUCUUUCGAGAAACGUCCUUCUUCUUAGGGCUUCUAUUCCUGCUAAGUCCUCUGCAUACACCUGAAAGGGGUACCUCCCUCCCCACGGAAGCUUUGCUUUCUGCUGCGAAGGCGCAGCAGAAAGAUGCUCCAGCCCGGGCGGAAGGCCUAGGAGAACGCCCCUUCGCGUACGGCGGCCCUUCAGGCAACAACUGCCCAGGGGACGACGCCGAGGUGAUGAAACGCUCAUGGACGGCCCCGGAUUAUACGACCCCUAAUCCAAAUCUAGAAAUUAAUUGCCUUCCUAAUGAGACUACAGGGGCGCAGGACGCGCCGCAGCGAGCAGCAAAAGCAGCAACAAAAGCAGCAACAAAAGCAGCAACAACAGCAGCGGCAGCGGUGCAUUCGCCCCUCGUUCCUGCCCUCACUUGGCGUCAUGCCAAAAAAAACAGAUCCUGGAGCUCACCAGCGGCAACAGAAGCUACUGAGUCUGCUGCUGCCGCUGAUUAUCCAUAUCAAGGGCGCCUUUGCAUUUCUCCUGCUGCGUUCCCUCUGAUGAAAGCGGCGGCAGCAGCGGCAGCCGCAGCUGCGGACGAAGCAAGAACUACAAGAGGCAAUUCAGCUGAUGAUGCAGACACUGCCCUGCCAUCUCCCACAGCGGAAACAGCCGCUGCAGUAGGCUCAGCGCUAGCAGACGCAGCGGCAGCAACUGCAAGGACAGUAAAUAUCGCACAGGCAGCAGCAGCAAAAGCUGCAUCAGAGAAGGCGUCUGCUUUCGCUUUUUUUGCGGCAGCAGAAGGGGCGAGAGCUAAAGGAGCAACACUCAAAGCAGAAGUAGCCGCGGCUGCCUCUGCGCAUGCAGUAGCUGUUGGUGGCAAAGUAUUUCCUGCUGCGGGAGCUGUUGCUGGUGCUGCGAAAGCUGCGGAAGAGUUGGAAGCAGCAGCAGCUGCCACUUUGGCAACAGUCCGCAGUGUAGCGGACGAGGCGGUUGCAGCAGAGGUAGGUAAAACACACGACGCUGCACUAGGUGUCACUGCAGCAGCAGAUGCGGCCUCUGCCGCCAUUCUCGAUGACACAGAGGAGCUAGCGAGACUAACCAAAACAGCAGUAGCAACUCCUUCAGCGGCAUGUGCAGCUCCCGCAGACGGAGGCGUGGUGGGAGCCACUCCAGGAGGGCUUCUAGCGGCAUCACAAGAGAAAGCGCAGCCGGAAGCAGCAACCUCCUUAGCGGAAAUAGCAGUACCACCACCAAGAGAGUCCACAGCUGCAAUGGCAGCCACGGAGGUCGAUGAGAGCAGAAUGAGCAGCAGUCUCAUUGUUCUGCCGGCGCCUUUUGACUGGAAUUUCAGCUACGAAGAAGGGGAAGCAGCAACUUCUGCCGCAGCGGCAGAUGCGGCAAGUAGUACACCCUUGCCGUCUGAAUGGCUUGCCAUCCGCGUGCAGCUGCGCGGAAGCUACACGCCGCUUUCUUCCGACAGCAGCUGCUGCAGCAGUUCCACGCCCACUCCUGACUCGAGAUGCGGCUCAAGCGGAAGUCUCGUAGAUGCUUUUUCUGCAGCCUCCGCAGUGGUGGCAUCAGCAGCAGCUGCCGCCGAGUGGCUCCCGCUACCUCCGCAGUGUUACAUAGACGCUUGGAUGCAGCCCACAGCCACGGAGGGUUUGCCCGUGCUGUUGCUGUCAUCUCAGCGGCAGGCCGCUUCGCAGCAGCUCCCUCCGCGUAUCGCUGCGGCAGCGGCUGCCUCCCAAGAGGCAAGAGCCGCCGCUGCACCUGGGCAGGGAGAGCAUGCCCUCGCUGCUUCCCUCACAGCUGAGGGGGAAAGAAUCGUCGCAGAAGCGGCGCAUGCAUCGCCUGUGGGGGACCUGGUGCUGCCCCCUGUGAGGCGGUGCCUCGGCGAAAUACGAAAGGGCAGCGAUGCAGAGUCUUUGAGCGCUAGUACUUCACCUUCCGCGGCAACAGCAACAGCUGGUGCAGGCAGUAGGGAGUGGGUUGAAGAGCAACACAGUUGCUGUAGUGGUUGGCGAAGCCUCGGUCGUGUUGCUGCUCCCGUCGCCUUGGAUGAGGUUGGUGUAUAUCUCUUGCAGCGCUGCUGGUGCGCUGCCGCGGCUGCUGCUCCGUCUAAUGAAUGCAGUGCCUAG
Molecule: messenger RNA, 2319 nt
Organism: Cyclospora cayetanensis
Lineage: Eukaryota; Apicomplexa; Conoidasida; Eucoccidiorida; Eimeriidae
Product: ice-structuring glycoprotein
Exons: 8
Coding region: 1-2319 (772 amino acids)
Source: RefSeq, a predicted model, not a curated record